This is a messenger RNA of Paramecium pentaurelia, 2598 nucleotides long. Lineage: Eukaryota; Ciliophora; Oligohymenophorea; Peniculida; Parameciidae. The record is from the annotation of a GenBank genome assembly.
AUGACUUCCUCUGCUGUUAGUGAUGUUGAAAUAUAGAAAUAGGCAUAAUAAUAAUAAAAUAAUAUAAUUGCAAUAUUGAAAUCUGGUAAUGCAACAGUUGUGAAUGAAAAAUUGUAAAGAUGUAAAGAUUUUAAGGAGGGUAAAGAUAUUGCUAUUCCAUUUUGCUAUAAAGGUAAAUAUUAAAUGAUGAAAGUAUAGAAAACUCACCAAAGGAAGAGUUAGUACUAGAGCAUGUUUAAUAAUUUCAAAAACAGUUUCAAUUACAUUAUGAUGAAAAGAGAAAUCUGUUCCUUUAUCCUAAAAAUGAAUGUGAUUUGUACAAAUUUAUCUGUACAACAAUUCGUCCUUAAAAAAUUGGAUAUUUGGAGCUUUAUAAUUACGAAUAGUGUGCUAGAUAUAUGAGUUUUUUUAUUGCUUAUGAAUAAUUGGAUCCUCCUGAUUAAUUUCCUAAGGUUAUACCAAGUCCAACAAAUGUAGCUAGAUGGUAAAAAGGAGAUUGUUUUGAUUUAUCUAUAUUACUUUGUAGUGUUUUAAUAGGAGUUGGUUAUGAUGCUUAUUGUGUUUAUGGAACAGCUCCUAGGUCUAUUACAAGUAAAAAUGAGUCAGAUCUUGAUUAUAUAUUCAUAAAUAAUGGAAUAAAAGAAGAUGAUGAAGAUAAAGAUAAAGAUAAUGAUGAACUUAAAGAUAAUGAAUUUGCUAUUCUUCCAAAAGAAGAAAUUAUUUCUAAAUAUGAUACAAAAAUACAAAAGUAAAAAGAAGAAUUUGAAAAAGAAUAAAGAAGAAUAGCUUUAACUAUAGAUGAUGAUGAACCUGAUUAAAUGGGAUAAGAUUAUUAUGCUGGUAGAAGAAUUCAUUGUUGGAUUCUUUUGAAAGCAGGUAAAAGAGGAGUUGAAAGAAAUCUAUUUAUUGAACCUUCUACAGGAAGAAUCUAUUAGAUUAAUGAAAGUCCUUUUUUGGCUGUUGAUGCAGUUUUCAAUAAUAGAAACUUUUGGAUUAAUAUGAAACUUGAAUCAAAGGUGGCUGAUUUAAAUUUUGAUGAAAUGGAUACUUCUAUGAAUUGGGAAUAUGUUAUGUUAGAUACAAUGGUAGAAUAAGCAUAAUAAGAUGAUGAAGAUUAUAAUUAUGGUGAAGAUCAUAAUCAAUAAUAAAAGCAAGUGGAUCCACAAUAAUAACAAUUAUAAGAUAUAGCAUAAAUCUUAGAUAUGCCUCCUUCAUGGCCACCUAAAAUCUUUAUUGAUAAAGAUGCUUUUCUUAAAGGAACUCCAUUGGGAGAAUCAACAGUCUUUUAUAAGAAAUGUAAAAUAGACUCUUUUGCUCCAUAUUCAUAAGAAAAAGAUGGAUUAGUUUAAAGAUUUACUAUCUAUCAAGAUUAUAAAAGAUUGAAAGUAUAAGAAAUAAGAUACUUUUAUAAACAUAGAUCUGACAAAUUAGUAUUGAAAAGAAGAUUUCCAUAUGAAUUUAAGACUAUUGAGGAAUAUGAACCUGGUAAUAAACCAUAACGUAAGACUAUUACUACAAUCGACAGAUAAUUGAGAAUCAUUGUUUAUUAUCCUACUAGAAAUCAUGAUGGAUUAAUCAAAAGAAUUGAAAAAAUAGGAGAAAAGACUAUAGAAGAAUAUGAAAAUAGAGAUGAUCGUGUUAUUUAUAGAUCUGUUAGGUUUGAUCCUAAAGAUAAGAAAUUUGAAUAAAGAGAUUUAACACAUAAUGAUAGAUAUAUGGGAUAAGUCAAAAUUACUAAAAUGACUUAAAAAUAUGAAUUAAGUGAAUUAUAUCCAGCUAGUGAAUAACCAUAAAAGGUUGUUAUUGAUUUACAAAAAAAUAUUAUUAAGUAUUAAUAUCUUUGAUUUUAGAGUUUAUUAUCAUAUGAAUAAAGGUGAAAUCAAUCCAUAAUUCAAAGAGUUAAAAAGGGAGAACAUGCAUAGUUUAGGUAAAUUAACUGAACCUGGGGUUGAGAAAAAAAAUGAAGAUGCUUUGGUAUCUUAAGAGAAUUAACGAAUAGCUAAUUUAGGUAAAUUAUAAAUAAUAUCUUUAUUAAGAGAAGGAAUGUUUAACACAUAUAAAAAAUUAAGAGGAUGAAGUCAAAAAAGAUGAAGAAUAACUUCGAUCUUAAGAUUUAAAAUUGGAGAAAACUCUUCAUGAUAAAGCCAGAGAAAGAUAUAAGGAAACAUUAAAGAAAUCAGAAGAGGAAAAGUAAAGAGAAUAAGCAGAUAAAGAUUACUUAUAUCCAUAUUUAGAAAAAAGAAAACUUUAAGGAAAGGAAGUUCUAUCAUACAAUGAGGCUUUAGAAAUAUAAAAAGAUGUCAUGACUAAAUUAAAAGAACGGUAUCAUAUUGAAUAUCUAUUAUUUAUAGUUUAUUAUCAAGAGCUGCUAUCAUUUAGAAAAAACUUGAAGAAGAAAGAGCAAAAUUAGAUUAAGCAGAAUAAAUGUAAUAAAAGAAAUCAGAUCCUGAUGAUAAUGAAUAUAUUAACAUUCAAUUUAGAAUAGAUAUUUUAGAAUAAAGAGCUAUUAGAUUUGAAUCAUAGGCUCUUCUUAAAUAUGAAGAAAUGGAUAGAAAAUUAAAGGAAGAUAAAAGAUUAUCAGAACUAAAGAAGAAAUGA